Anoplopoma fimbria (sablefish) is the source of this 1612-nucleotide messenger RNA. It is a transcript of the gene fam131aa, whose product is annotated as family with sequence similarity 131 member Aa. Bases 308 to 1243 code for a protein of 311 amino acids. NCBI's taxonomy places the organism in Eukaryota, Metazoa, Chordata, Actinopteri, Perciformes, Anoplopomatidae. The transcript has 5 exons. The record is from RefSeq and is a predicted model, not a curated record.
GAUGUGACAUCGCCUUGCGUUGAUGACGCGCUCCAUCGGGAGACAUUUGGACAGCCUAUGUAACCCACAUACCGAGCAACAAAUGGUGCGUCUGCGCUCCAGACCCUGAUGCUGGAGUUUGGGAGAUGUUUCCGCCGACGGAGUGGCGUUCAUGAUCCACCGCAGAGCCUGCUGCAGGGGGCACAACCCGCGCUAUCAUCUGUUGAUCGGAUUGGAGACAAUUAAGCGCAUUAUCAUGAGCCGCCGCGGUCCGAUUUACAGGUAGUUUUGCUAAAAUGUCUUGCAGGUGAAAUUCAAGGAGAGUGAAAUGAUUCCAAAGUCAGGAAAAUCUCCAGCAGACUCGAGGAAAAGUGUCGGCAUCCAUGAGUUUGCAGCACUUGCCAGAUCCUCCUUAAAUGGUAUCUCUCAGGCAAUGAGGGACCAUGUGACGAAGCCCACCUCCCUGGCUCAGGGCCGGGUCGCCCACCUCAUUGAGUGGAAAGGUUGGCCCAAACCUGCCGACCCCCCAACAGCCGCCCACUUCAGCUCCUACUGCCAUCUGACUGAAGGAGAGAAGGAGGCCCGGUUUGCUGCAGGAGUGGCUGAGCAGUUCGCCAUCGCUGAGGCUAAGCUGCGUGCCUGGGCGUCUAUAGAUGACGACGACGAGGAAGACUCCAACGAUGAGGACUCCCAGACCAACGGACAGACUCAGACCUUAUCCAGUCAGAGCUCAGACGCCGCCACGUCCAAUCCUAUCAACGGAGCGCCCUGCCAACCUGAUGUUGAAGGCGUCAAGGCCCCGCCCUCCAACAGCCCUCUGUGCUCCAGCAGCAUCGGCAGCCUGCUCUGUGGUAGGCCUGCGUUUCACAGUGACCCACAUUCAUCGCAGACCAAUUCACCUAUUUUACCCAACGACUGCACGAGUCCCUUCCUGGAGGAGGAGAGGCUGGAUGGCCAGAAGGAGCAGCCGGCUCUUUUGCAGGAGCAUCAGCACAGUGAGGUGUGCAUCUAUCACAAGCCAGAGUGGAGGCCUCGGGCCAGGAGCAGCAGGUUCGACUCCUGCUACUCCACCUCCCGCUCCGAGUCGCCCGGAGAGGAGGACGAGGAAGACGAGGACGAGGAAGGCAGCGUGUUUCAUGAGUUUCGAGCGUGGCAUUCCAGCCGGAGGAGCUUCUUCUCCGACCGGGCCUCCUCUGGAGUGGCGUCUUUCGAUGAAGAGGAGGAGAGGGAUGAAGUAGAGGAGAAGAAAGAGUAUUUGGUGUGAUGUGUUGUGCCAUCUUUAUGUCUCUUUGAGUCUGUGUUGAUUCUGGAUAUGACAUAAUCUGUUCUGCUUUCACUGUAAACUUCUCUCCACCUCCUCCUCCUUCCCCCUCUUGUCUCCUCUCCACUCGCUGCCUUCCGUCUCUCAUCCUCCAGGCCUUUCAUGUACUGAUUUCCACCGUUUAUCACUGCUGUAAACAGUAUAAUACAGUGUAUUGGAGAGUUCAGCCAGAAUGUAAAGCUGUUGUUCAAACUGAGUUUUGUACAUUUAUUGUGAAGAGUCAUGUGGUGCAUUGGUUUUCUAUGGAUAUUUUGUAGUGUAGUUUUUUUCUGGGUCAUGCUGUGUCACGUGAGUUCGGGCAAUGUUUGAUAC